AAUAAAGUAAAAUUGUGUGUUUGCCGAUAAAAUUUCGAAAAGACAGUGUUAGUACAAUUAUCAUCGGUUUUCCGCUUCGGCAAUUUGCAUUUCAGUAUUGCAUUUUCCAAGGGCGCGGCGACGAGAAAAUUCCACGCACUCCUGAGCCGCGUCUCUCUCGGAGUUAAAUAUAGUUGCUGUCCCAGGUAGCGACAUGUCGGCGGUGAUUCCCAAACACAACUUCAACGCCGAGGACGUCGUGAAAACUGGACGCACGUCUCUGUACAACAUAGCCGAGAUCAGAAAAUGGUUGACUUAUAUGCCCGCGUUUCCUGCCGUGUCCGACGAGCAGAUCGUGCUAUUCCUGCUCGCCUGCAACGAUUCCGUCGAAUUUACCAAAAGCACCAUCACGUAUUACUUCAAACACCGCGCGGUGGCGCCAGAGUUCUUCAGCAAUCGUGACGUAGACGGGGACGAACUGACCUUUACCCUCAAAGUAACGAAAGCGGCUGUGAUGCCCAACAGGACGAGAGACAAUAUGGCGGUCGUGAUAUGCGGCCUGAGAGACACGAGUUACUCGAAUUUUUACGUAGAAUCUCAAAUUAAAGUCACCCUCAUGUUAGUCGACCUCAUCUGCCGCGACAACCCCGCAAAUGGUUUUAUUUUCGUUAUUAAUUUGAAAGGGGUUGGCAUCAUGCACGUAACUAGACUGAAACUGAGCGUAGUCAAGAAAUUUUUCCAGUAUCUUCAAGAAGCAUUGCCCAUACAACUGAAACAAAUUCACAUACUCAAUACGAGUUUCGUAUUCGAUCGUAUUAUCUCAGUUCUCAAGCCGUUCAUGCAUAAGGAUUUGUACGAUAUGAUAAUAACACAUCCUGCGAAUAUGAACAAGGACGAGUUUUUCAAGAAGCACAUUCCUGCCGACUGCAUGCCAUCCGAUUUCUACGGCAGUCUGCCUGACCUCGAUACGCUGAGCGAACACACGAGGGUGCAACUGAGGAGGAUGAAGGAGUUUUUCGAGGAUGACGAGCAACAGAUGGACACCUACCGGCGGAAUAGGAAAUGAUUUUCCUGGUCGACUAGUUCAUAUUUAUUUCGGUAUUAAAAAUAAGGAAUUUAUAGCAAUAAAUGCUAAGAAAUGACUU
Molecule: messenger RNA, 1124 nt
Organism: Cylas formicarius (sweet potato weevil)
Lineage: Eukaryota; Metazoa; Arthropoda; Insecta; Coleoptera; Brentidae
Product: retinaldehyde-binding protein 1-like
Exons: 5
Coding region: 194-1045 (283 amino acids)
Cellular component (GO): membrane
Molecular function (GO): phosphatidylinositol bisphosphate binding
Source: RefSeq, a predicted model, not a curated record